This is a messenger RNA of Morone saxatilis (striped sea-bass), 1108 nucleotides long. RefSeq names its product ADP-ribose glycohydrolase MACROD1-like. The record is from RefSeq and is a predicted model, not a curated record. The transcript has 3 exons. NCBI's taxonomy places the organism in Eukaryota, Metazoa, Chordata, Actinopteri, Moronidae. The coding region runs from base 441 to 1082 and encodes 213 amino acids.
GGUCGUCGGCCUCAUCCUCUAAGUCCGAUAUUUCCGAUUGUCCUGAAGGCGGCGUAAGCCUCUUGUCGUUGGCUUCGGCUUCCCCAUGUCAUCUUAGUCGGGGUGUACAGUCGAAAAUAGAGCAGCAGCUGGUCACAUGUGCAGCAUAUCCCUUUCACUGGUACUAAUAUUAAUCGUUUAAUACCAGCACUGGACACCACAGUAACGCUCACGGACAGUCGGUAAAGUUUGUCGUUUAGCGACGGAUAACGGACACCCCCAUAAAAAAAAUGGUACAUUCCACACGUUAACGUCCAAAACAAAAAUGGCACAUGAGAGCGUUGAACACAGAGAGGUGUGUGUACGCAUCUGAAACGAAACCGAAGCCCGGUGGUGUCUGACAUUGAUCCCUGAGUCUCUGUAGUAACACGAACCGAUAGUCCAGUCGGUGUCAUUCAGGCAUGGAAAAGCAAAUGUCAGCUCUGCUCUCAUACCUCAGAGCCCCUCUGUUCACCGGCCCUCUGUCCCGCGUCUGUGCUAACUUCCAGGGAGCCGGUGUGAAGUUCAGACAUAGUUUAACUUCUGGAAGCCCCCAGUUUGGAGGGAAGCCAGCAACAAGUCCUCUCCGCGGCCAUAUUAACGCUGCCCUGCGAGCUGUGAAGUUUUCAACAACAGCGACAGCCGCUAUUUGGAAGUCCAGCCAGCGGGACGGGUCCGCCGCACCCCGGCUCCGGGCAGGCUGGUUGGGCAAGGUCGCCCUCGGUGCCGCCCUCGGAGUGAGCACACUCGCGUUGGUCCAGUAUCUCCACACCGGGAGCUGCACCGCCAUGGCCCAGAAAGUUAACCUAAACUCUGCUGAGGGAGACUGGAAGGAGACCAAGGACUUCUUGCUGUCUCUGUCUGUGAAAGACAGGCGGCAGUACUACAAGACCUCCAGCUCUGUGCCACUGGAUAAGAUCCCAGUGUGGACCCCCACCGCAGGAUGUUCUGAGAAACCUCUCUACCAGAGGAAUGAAAAAUUAGACCAGAAGAUUUCUCUCUACAGUGGGGACAUCACCAAGCUGGAGAUAGACGCUAUUGUCAAUGCAGGUAUGUGUGUGUAAGUUGGAUCAAUGUGUAGGUUAGUUGU